Molecule: messenger RNA, 1202 nt
Organism: Euleptes europaea (tarantolino)
Lineage: Eukaryota; Metazoa; Chordata; Lepidosauria; Squamata; Sphaerodactylidae
Gene: SUDS3
Product: SDS3 homolog, SIN3A corepressor complex component
Exons: 12
Coding region: 1-1065 (354 amino acids)
Biological process (GO): negative regulation of transcription by RNA polymerase II
Cellular component (GO): Sin3-type complex
Molecular function (GO): histone deacetylase binding
Source: RefSeq, a predicted model, not a curated record
AUGAGCGUCGCCGCGCUGGUCCCUCCCGCGCUCCCGCCCGGGCCGCCGCCGCCGCUGCCUCCUCCGCCUCCCGCCACAGCGUUGCCCCCGGGAUCAGGCCCUGCCGCCGCCGCGGUCAUCGCCGCCGCCGCCGCCGAGAGCUACGAAGAGGAGGAGCUGGAUAGUCCCGCCGACGAGGAGGAUGGGGAGCGCAGCGGCCGCGCGCGGGACUCGGACGAGGAUACCGAGGAUGCUAGUGAAACUGAUCUGGCCAAACAUGAUGAAGAGGAUUAUGUAGAAAUGAAGGAACAGAUGUACCAGGAUAAACUGGCAUCUCUUAAGAGGCAGCUACAGCAACUGCAAGAAGGUACUUUACAAGAGUAUCAGAAAAGAAUGAAAAAAUUGGAUCAGCAAUACAAGGAGAGGAUACGUAAUGCAGAACUCUUUCUUCAGCUGGAAACAGAGCAGGUAGAGAGGAACUACAUCAAGGAGAAGAAGGCAGCUGUGAAGGAAUUUGAAGAUAAAAAGAUUGAGCUGAAGGAAAACUUGAUUGCUGAGUUGGAAGAGAAGAAGAAAAUGAUAGAGAGCGAAAAGCUAACCAUGGAGCUAACGGGCGAUUCCAUGGAGGUGAAGCCUAUCAUGACAAGAAAAUUGAGGCGGCGGCCGAAUGACCCUGUUCCUAUUCCUGACAAAAGGAGGAAGCCAGCCCCUGCUCAGCUUAAUUACCUUCUAACGGAUGAACAGAUAAUGGAGGAUCUGCGGACCCUCAAUAAGCUUAAAUCACCUAAAAGACCAGCAUCUCCUUCAUCCCCAGAGCACCUGCCAGCUACACCAGCUGAAUCCCCAGUGCAGCGAUUUGAAGCAAGGAUAGAAGAUGGCAAACUUUACUAUGAUAAAAGAUGGUAUCACAAGAGCCAGGCUAUUUAUUUGGAAUCGAAAGAGAACACCAAAAUCAGCUGUGUGAUCAGUUCUGUGGGAGCCAACGAGAUCUGGGUGAGGAAAACCAGCGACAGCACAAAAAUGAGGAUCUAUCUCGGCCAGCUACAGCGAGGGGCGUUUGUAAUCCGCCGGCGGUCAGCUGCGUGACGCAGCGCACUGAUGGCUUCUGUGGCGUGUUAAAGACAAUCAGUUUUCUUAUGGAGACUCACAGUUGCUCUUCCGGGAUUUUGUCAGAAGACGUUCAUUCUCUCCCCCCACCCCCACUCCCUUGGAAGCAGUUGGUU